This is a messenger RNA of Pectinophora gossypiella (pink bollworm), 1274 nucleotides long. It is a transcript of the gene TFAM, whose product is annotated as transcription factor A, mitochondrial. The transcript is spliced from 5 exons. Bases 103 to 852 code for a protein of 249 amino acids. Gene Ontology annotation, molecular function: transcription cis-regulatory region binding. NCBI's taxonomy places the organism in Eukaryota, Metazoa, Arthropoda, Insecta, Lepidoptera, Gelechiidae. The record is from RefSeq and is a predicted model, not a curated record.
ACAUUAAAAUUGUCGUUUUUGGGAAUGCGUUAUUUUUUUUGGCGUUUUCCAUGAGUAACAAGAGAAAACUAAGAAUUAAUUUCUAAAUUCUUAACCAAAACAAUGUCUUCGAUAACUCAGUUGUGUCGUUUGAGUAAUUUAGUAAUAGGGAGCUACAAAACUGUUCUACACGGAAGAUCAAACUGGCUUAGCCCGAUCCAAGCAUGCUCAUACUCAAGGAAGUCUCCAGAGGAGAAGCUGGGCAUAGAGAAGCCCAAAAGACCGUUGACUCCGUUCUUCAAGUUCAUGCAACAAAUGAGGCCAGCCCUGUUGGCUAAAACUCCAGGCAUCACAUCAAAAGAGGCCAUUGCUUGGAGCUCGAAGCACUGGCAGCAGUUAGAUGCUGAGACAAAAUCACAAAUGGUGAAGGAAUAUGAGAAAGACCUGGAGGACUACAAGAAGAUUAAGGCAAUGUACGAGGCAUCUCUCACAGACCAACAGAAGCAAGACAUCAGGAGGGUUAAGGAAGAAAUGGCUACUGCUAAAGAGAAGAGGAAACUUAAAGCUGAAUACAAAGAGUUAGGUCGACCAAAAAAGCCGAUGUCUUCAUACUUCCUGUACAUGCAGACAAGAAAAGACUCAUUCCAAGGGAAACAGCUGAAAGAAUUCCAGGCCAAGGUGAAACAAGACUGGACCAAGCUGCCGGAGAGUGAACGAGUCAAGUUCGAGAAACAAGCACAGGAUUUGAUGACUAAAUAUAAAAAAGACAUCGAGGCGUGGGAGUUGAAAAUGAUAUCAAUUGGCCGUGCUGAUUUGGUCAGAACGAAACCCAUUCGACUGAGCAAAACAAAGACAGUGAAGAAGGCCCAAUAGGAACUCGGGUGCUCUGACGUCACCAUCGACUCCUCAACCACCAUUGACUUCCCUAGUGAUAAGGAUAACCAAGAUGUACAAAGUAUUAGUAAGACAUACUCUACUAGUUCAGAGAAGCCACAAACAAAUGAAGUUGUUCCCCCAAGGAAGGAAGAGUCAGGACGUCAGAGCACGGGUGAAAAGAAAUCUGAGGCACCUCAGAUGCGUCCAAAACCUAGUGACGGGAAAGAAAGUAAGACAAUCAUGAGUAGCAUUAAAAACUUCUUCAAAUUUUAGUUGUUCGUUUCUAUCAGUUGUGGCCAUCAUCAAUCAUGUCUAUUGUUUUGUUAUAAAUGAGUUGUAUGCAUUUUGAAUGUAUUAUUUGUAAGUUAAGAUUUUUAGAUGCUUCUCUCAAAACAGUAGUAAACUAUUACUAAGUACUU